Messenger RNA from Hibiscus syriacus, 429 nucleotides. Its product is annotated as 1-aminocyclopropane-1-carboxylate oxidase homolog. NCBI's taxonomy places the organism in Eukaryota, Viridiplantae, Streptophyta, Magnoliopsida, Malvales, Malvaceae. The transcript is spliced from 2 exons. Bases 1 to 429 code for a protein of 142 amino acids. The record is from RefSeq and is a predicted model, not a curated record.
AUGGUGGUAACCGACGAAACUAAAAUCAAUGAAGAUUCCAACUACGACCGGCAAAAGGAAUUGAAAGCAUCCGCUGAUUUAAAAGCCGGCGUCAAAGGUCUGUUCGAUGCCGGAAUCACCAAAGUCCCUCGUAUGUUCAUCGCGACGCCUAUCUCAACAAGCAGCCCGACGACUACCGAGAAAACCCAGUUCAGAAUUUUGGUCAUUGAUCGAAAAGGGAUCAGAGAUAACCCGUUGCGGCACAACGAGACUGUCGAGGACGUCAGGCAUGCAUCGGAAACAUGGGUUUUUUUUCAGGUCGUCAACCAUGGGAUACCUUUAAGCGUUCUCGAAGAGAUGAAACAUGGAGUUCGAAGAUUUCAUGAGCUCGAUAUGAAGGAGAAGAAAGCGUAUUACACCAAAGAUACGGUCAUGAAGUUCAGUCACUGA